AAGAAAAGAAAAAUAUCUCAAGAAAAUAGAACAUUCAAUGAUGCCUGGGCAGAUUCAUUUGCAUUUACCUCGGGCGAGAGUGGCCUACCAGUAUGCCUAAUUUGUGGAGAAAAACUGGCUAACAAUAAACGGUCAAAUGUCGCAAGACAUUUUAACAAUACACACAGAGCCUUUGCUGAAAAAUAUCCAGAGGGAGAAGAGAGGAAAAAAGCUGUUUCGGAACUGAUGCAGAAGGCUGACCGGACGAAAAAUCAAUUCAAGAAGUGGGUGAAGUCUGCAAAUUCAACUACAUAUGCAAGCUUUGUGGCCGCUCAGGAAAUAGGCAGGCAUGGGAAACCGUUCAUAGAUGGAGAAUAUAUGAAAGAAUCAUUCCUUAAGAUUUCAGAACACUUAUUUGCGGACUUUAAAAACAAAGACGAAAUUGUGCAGAAAAUCAGAGAGAUGCCUCUCUCUGCGAAGACUGUCAAAGACCACACUAUAGUUGUUUAUACAAAGUGUAAAGCUGCGCAUCCUCUGGUUACCUCCGUCGGCGCUUCCACAUCAGCGACAGCCAGGACACAGCCAUCAUCCAUCCAUGUGUCUCCAGCCACGGCCGAGCCUCAGCCGACCUCUGCCGGCGCUUUGUCGACAAACAAGCCACAGCAGCAUCCCAUUUACGGUCCAGCGACAGUGAGUCUCAGGCGACUUCCCCCGAUGCUUCGCCGGCGACUGAGCCAGCGGUUUCCAAGUUGUCGGUCUUUGAAAUUGCCGAUCCUAUGGACAGGAUUCAGCGGCAACUGGACAUUGUUGUCCCAGGAUGGCCUGAGCUGUUUUGAUCCCGUGCGGCGGUGACGAGCGACCGGCUGCUGAGCCAUGCCCACGUCACGGUAGCAAUCGACCCGCUACCGAGCCAAGCCCACGUCGUGUUGGCGACAGACUUCCUGGCGAACCACGCUCACGCUGCGGUAGCAACUGACCCACUACCAAACCAAGCCCACAUCGCAGUGGCAACAGACCCGCUGCCACGCUACACUCACGUCGUGGUGGCGACAGACUUCCAAGUGAACCAUGUUCUUUUGAACCACGUUCUUGUCCAGGCGGUGACGAAGGGUCGUCGCCGCCCCACGUUCCUGUCCAAACGGCGGUGAAGGCUCCUUGCAUGUCCACAUUCCUGCCCAGGCGGAGGCUCGUAGGCUCAUAGAAUAGACACAGCCGGUACUGGACGUGUUGGAGAGGGGGUGUGGCACUAAGGACGAACAAUAAUCCCAUUAUAUGGACCACAGAGAUUUGUUUGAUGCUUUCCUGAGGAGUUGGUUUAUAUGUAGAGAAUAUACAGUAAGCGUGGCCAGACUUUUUUUU
Syngnathoides biaculeatus (alligator pipefish) is the source of this 1338-nucleotide messenger RNA. RefSeq lists its product as uncharacterized. The transcript has 2 exons. The record is from RefSeq and is a predicted model, not a curated record. NCBI's taxonomy places the organism in Eukaryota, Metazoa, Chordata, Actinopteri, Syngnathiformes, Syngnathidae. The coding region runs from base 226 to 831 and encodes 201 amino acids.